AUGAAAGGUGCUCCCGAAAACAUGAAUGGAGCCACAAAUGGCACUCGCACCACACGCCGAGCUGUGGGUAUUGCCGGAUGUUCUGGGGGAGUUUUCGACCGGAUUGAAGCAAUUGCCAAUCUAUCUAAGAACCCUCAUGUGGAUGUGAUCACGGGUGACUGGAUGUCUGAAAUGAAUAUGACAUUCAGAGGUUCCUCGAAAAUAGACCGUGAAGCCCUUGGUCAGGAGAAUGGAGGCACGACGUCGUACGAAGCUACGUUCAUUGAAGCACUCAUCCCAGCAAUCCCCGAUAUCGCUGCGAACAGAAAAAAGGUCGUCGUCAAUGCUGGUGCCAGUGACAUUGAAGCAAUGGCAAAACGUGUCCAACAAAUCUGCAAGGACAAAGGCACUGAUCUGAAAGUAGCCUGGAUCACCGGAGACGACGUGACAGAAAAGGUCACGGACCUUCUUGCAAAAGGAGAAGAGUUCCUGUCCUUACCUGCAGACCAGCCGAUACAAGACUGGGGGUGGGCUCCUGUCUGUGCUCAAUGCUACCUCGGAGGAGUAGGAGUCGCGGAGGCUCUGGCCACUGGCGCCGAUAUCGUGAUAGGCGGUCGUCUUUCUGACGCUUCACCUGCUCUGGGGGCUGCGAUCUGGUGGCAUCAGUGGUCACGUCAAGACUUCACGCAGCUUGCGCAUGCCUUGAUUGCUGGGCACCUUAUCGAAUGCAGCACAUACGUGACCGGUGGGUACUACACUGGUUUCAAGAAGGAGCUCCUGGCCAAAAACAAUUGCACCAAUUUCGGCUUUCCGAUUGCACAAAUCGAGGAGAGUGGUGAGUUUACCAUCACGAAGGAGGAAAACACGGGAGGGAUUGUGAGCGUGGACAGUGUCUUAUCGCAAUUGCUAUAUGAGAUUCAAGGGGUCUACUAUCACAACUCGGAUGUAACUGCGGAGCUGAGGCAUAUCAAAAUGACCCAAGACGGCCCGGAAAAGGUCCGCGUCUCUGGGAUCGUUGGACAUCCUCCACCACCAACAACCAAAGUGGGCAUCACAGCCAAGGGCGGUUAUCAAGCCGAGUUCCACUUCUUCUUGACCGGCCUCGACAUCGAGGAAAAGCGUCAAAUGGUUGAACGUCAGACAGUCGCUUCUAUGGGACAUUAUCGCAAAGAAUUCCACACUCUCACCUUCACCGUGACAGGAUCGCCGGCCCCAAAUCCAAAGAACCAGGACGAAGCCACCGUGGACCUGCGCAUCUUCGCUCAGACGAAGAAUCCCGAUAUCAUAUCUGCAGGGUCCAAUAUAAGCGUUACCCCCGACACGCCCUGCUUUGCACGUUGGUGUGUCGAGAACUGCCUGAUGGGCUAUCCAGGCUCCACCCCUGCUUUGGAUAUGCGGCAGGCGGUUGGCAAACCAUACUUUGAGUAUUGGGUGGCCUUGCUACCCCAAACGGAAAUCCAGCAGCAAGUCCAUGCCUUCCAUGGAUCGACAAUUGAUAUCAGCCCGCCAGAGGUCACGAAGACCUUCCCCCGUCAACAACCGUGCUCAGAGACAGAAAACCCGCUCGCACCAGGCUCCUGGGGUCCGACGACAAAAGCUCCUCUCGGCCAUAUCGUGCAUGGUAGGUCAGGAGACAAAAGCUCUGAUGCCAAUGUUGGAUUCUUCGCCCGGGACGACGAGGAGUGGGAAUGGCUCAGGUCCAGCCUAACCAUUCCUACGGUCAAAAGUCUCCUGCAAGACGAGUACAAGGGUGGGAGGAUCGAGCGCUUCGAGAUGCCGCAUGUUCGGGCGGUUCAUUUCCUCUUGAAGGACCACCUCGACCGCGGCGUCAAUUCUACGGCGAGCUAUGACUCUCUGGGCAAGAACGUAUGCGAAUACUUGCGAGCCAAGUGGGUGAAUAUUCCAACUAGGUAUCUGGACAAAGGCAAGAUUUGACAUAUUGAAAUGUGUACGGCCUGUAUCACUGUGAAACGUCUAUGGAAGAAAUCAUGACCAUCGAGUGCUUCACAUGCCAGAAGGCUGUACACCUGGUCGAUCAGCUCAUUGUACAGAAUAAUUGUGGCAGUAGGAAGAUCACUUGGUGCCGGUGACCUCUCGUGGACUGGGAUGAUAUGUUGAGCUAGUAGAUAUUUUCAAGCAGGUUUGCUGAGAGCUCGAGAGCUCUUCGAAUCGUCACACAUGUUAUUGGUCAC
Messenger RNA from Exophiala viscosa, 2171 nucleotides. RefSeq lists its product as uncharacterized. NCBI's taxonomy places the organism in Eukaryota, Fungi, Ascomycota, Eurotiomycetes, Chaetothyriales, Herpotrichiellaceae. The record is from RefSeq and is a predicted model, not a curated record. The transcript is spliced from 2 exons. Bases 1 to 1914 code for a protein of 637 amino acids.